Tetrahymena thermophila SB210 is the source of this 759-nucleotide messenger RNA. RefSeq lists its product as hypothetical. Lineage: Eukaryota; Ciliophora; Oligohymenophorea; Hymenostomatida; Tetrahymenidae. The transcript is spliced from 2 exons. The record is from RefSeq and is a predicted model, not a curated record.
AUGAAAAUUAUUAUUGAAAAAGAUAAAACAAUAAUAAUAUCAUAUUAGUUACUUUAAUUUCAUUAAAAAAAUAUUUACUUAUUGAUAAGUAUAAUUUAUGAUAACGCUGCUUAAAUUUUUCAAAAAGGUUUUUAUGAGCUUAAAAAAUUGAAAACGUUUGUAAAUUUAACUAAAAAAAAAGUAAAAAUGUAGAUUAAUUUAAUAAUACUCAGAAUUGAAUAAAUUGGAUUAUAUUUAAAAAUCAAAAAAUAAAUAACAAACUGGCAAUUCACCACAAUAUUUCUAGAGCAAGAAUACUCAAAGCAAUUUUUAAAAUCCUUCAACUCAUUAUACUUUAUAGCUUAGGAUACCUUAAAAUUAGUAUGGCUAAAAUUUUUAAAAUUAAGUAAGUGCUUUAGUUUAGCUUGUAUAUCAAUAAAUAAAUACCAUUUUUUAAAAGAAGAAUUUUUUGUAUAAUAAAUCAUUAAUCUUUAGAUAUGGUUGUCUUUAAUUAUCAAAAAAGUUGACUUGAGAUUAAUCUAAAUUAAAAAUUUGUUAAAACCUUUGUUAUAUAUUGAGCAAUAAAUAUAAUGGACAUAAUCUCUUAAGAUAUAAAAUCGUUAUUAUUUUGUUAAUUAAAUUACAAAGAAUUAAAAAAAAGGCUAGGAGACUAUUUAAAUUAAAAAAGUUUUUAAUUCAAGUCAGUUAUCUAACAUUUUAUUUGAUAUCUCUUAUGAAAGUAAUCAGUAUGAAUAAUGUUACACUAAUAAGAAUAAUUGA